UUUUAAAGUUUAAUUUAUUAUUUUUUAGAUUCUGGUUUUGUGAAUAUUGCCAGUUUGUUGUUAUGUGCUUUGUUUUGUUUCUUUUGUUUAGUUGUUGAGAUUGAGAAAGGAAUGUAAAUUGCCUCCUUCAAUUUUGUGAUUGAUCGAAAGAAGUCCUUUUCAAUCUUUAUUUCGCGUUGAUCUUAUUUAUUUAUUUUUUAUUCUUGUGUUUGCAAUUCAGUGACAAGUGAUUCACCAAGCCUUCAAGUCUCUUUACCAACUGGCCGAUGAAAUAUAAAACUAAAUUGAUAACAACAAAAAACAUUUCAUAAAAAAAACGCGUGACCGACCGAACACCCCGGAAAGAGGAACAAGAAAACAAACAAAAGCAACAAGGAAAAAAAGCAAAGAAACACAAAGAAUAAAAAAAAGCAAAGAAACACAAAGAAUAAAAAAAAGCAAAGAAACACAACGAAUAAAAAAAGCGAGUGAAUGAGCCUCACACGCCCGCCCAGCGCCGGCGUCUCUCCACUCCCUCAGGAUCGUCUCUCAUAAUCCUAUUAGCCUCUCCCUGAAUGCAGCGGAACUGUGAUUUGAGGUGAAGGAUAAGGCAAAGGAUAAGAAAGACUGCCUCUCCUCACCUCCCUACCCCCCCUCCAACCUUAUACCCGUCACCUACCCCCACUCCAGCAAUCUCUCCCUUCCCCCCUUACCCCCUCCCUCCCUCCACCGAUCUCUCCCUCCUUCCCUGCCUCUCCCUCCCUCCCUUACCCUCCCUCCGGCGUCUCAGUCCCGGAUAUCGGCAUAGGACUUUUGAUCCAAGGAAAGGGGGGGAAAUUGGAUAAGAAUUGGAAACGCAAAAUGAACUUCUCCUGUCGCUUAGGGCCGAUUGGUUUCGAAUGAGGAAUGGAAGAAGGGAGAAUUAUUAUUCAUCUUGUGAUAUUCGCACGCGAUCGGAUGUGAUUAUACGUCGUGUACGGAUAAGAAUGAGAACAAGUAGCCGCUGUCCUGGAUUUAUGAUUCUCUAGUGCGAAAAGAGACAGAAAAAAAAUAAAAAAAAAUAAACUACAACAUAAAGAGACAAUAAAUCCAUUUACCAACCGGUAAUAAAAACAAUUAGACUCUGUGACUGGCAUUGUUCAUCUAGCCUGAACAAAGCAACAACAGCAACACCAACGGCUCAGUUUCCACGACGCAUUUGCAAAUCACCCAACCAGCAUGCGUCUGUCUGUCAACAUGCUGCGUCUCCUAAGCCUCCUGCAGGUGGCACUCCUUCACAUAUGCUCAGGCACUGCUGAGUCAGGAGUCCGUGUCACUAGCCUGGACGUUCCCUACCACGUGGCCAGGGGCGAUAACGUGAGCCUAACAUGUUUGUGGGAUCUGAACUCCUAUGACUUAUACUCCGUUAAGUGGUAUAGAGAUGACAGGGAGUUUUAUCGGUUCAUCCCUUCAGAAAAGACGAAAGGGACACUUAACCUUCCUGGAAUCAAUGUGGAUGAGCAGAAAUCAGACGGCAAUGUAGUGGUCCUGUUAAACGUCGGUCUGAACACCGGUGGCCACUAUAAAUGCGAAGUUAUUUCUUUUCCUGAAUUCCACACAGCUGACAAGAGCAAAGAGAUGUUAGUCGUUGAGGUGCCACAGGAGAAGCCGACAAUCAACGGCACUCGCCAUGAAUACCGGAUUGGCGACACUGCUCGGCUCACCUGCGUGUCUGCCAAAUCUCGCCCGCCCGCAGAGCUCACCUGGUACAUCAAUAACGAUAAGGCCCCCAAAGAAUACCUGAUCACCUUACCCAGUCUCAAGCACCACAUGGGCCUCGAACAGACCCGUCUCGGCCUGGAGUUCGAGGUAACGAGGAAGCACUUCGUCAAGGGUGAAAUGACGCUUCGAUGCACCGCCAAGAUCUCCUCCUUGUACUAUAAGACUCAACAGCAUAGCUUCGACGGACAGCUGACUUACUACGUGCCUGUGAUGGAAUCCAGGGAUAUCUCAGCUGUUUCAGGCGGCGCUGGACCUACACAACACCCCCUGACGCUGGCUUUGCUGGCGCUCGUGAUGACAGUGUCACUGGAUUCCCUGGAUGGUAUCUUUAGGUGACUUCCCUACAUGGCUACGCUACGCUACGCUGUCCCUCUCCUCGUCCUCCUCCUUCUCUCCUUCCUCCCCUCAUUCCUUCUUAUCCUUCAUGUUCUCGUUCCACGCUUCUUCCCCUUCGUGAAUAUUGGCUGAGAGAGAGAGAGAGAGACACACUGCAGGUGAAGAAAAAUGGGCUUCUAUCAUGGAGCUAGUUUAUCUGAAGGACUGGAGGAGAAAAAAAAGGAUUCAUUUUACGGAGAUGAUUCAUCUGAAGGAUUGGACAAAAAAGGAAUCAUUUCAUCAUUUCAUGGAUACAGUUCGCACGAUGGAUUGAAAAAAGGGACUCAUUUUAUGGAGCCUGUUUGAUCGGAAGAGAUCUAUCCUAAAAUGUAUUAUCCUUCUCCUUCCCACGUGAAUUAUCCUCAAGCGUAGGGGAUGAGGACCCACCAGGAAGCAAGAAAGUCAUAAUCAUCGUCUUCGGUGACUUCUGAGAUGCGACAAUAUUUUCUGUGACUGUGAAGGACGUCUUUAGCAUUUUCUUUUAUUCACUUCCUUGUAUUUACAGAUCGGUAGACCAGUAAUUGAUUAGGUGACUUAGGAAAAGAUAAAAUAUAAAAAGAGGCAUUGGUUGUAAAUUGUCUAUUUACAGGAGUGG
This is a messenger RNA of Penaeus chinensis, 2710 nucleotides long. RefSeq lists its product as uncharacterized. Bases 1198 to 2076 code for a protein of 292 amino acids. The record is from RefSeq and is a predicted model, not a curated record. The transcript has 6 exons. Lineage: Eukaryota; Metazoa; Arthropoda; Malacostraca; Decapoda; Penaeidae.